Fusarium coffeatum is the source of this 1353-nucleotide messenger RNA. RefSeq lists its product as uncharacterized. NCBI's taxonomy places the organism in Eukaryota, Fungi, Ascomycota, Sordariomycetes, Hypocreales, Nectriaceae. The record is from RefSeq and is a predicted model, not a curated record. The transcript has a single exon. The coding region runs from base 1 to 1353 and encodes 450 amino acids.
AUGGAUUCCAUUCAAGAUCAACCGACAAAGUCUCGAAUAAAAGUAUGUAUUCCCGAACGACCCAGGGAUUACGUGCCUGGCAGCGGUCCGCCGUUACAACCGAUCAGCUUGCUUCCGCCGAAGGACUCAACAGCUUAUAUACUUGAAAGAAUCAUCCUACCUUCGUCGGGUUUGGCUGCGGAUGGAACCCCGUUACCUAGAAGGAUGACAUACAUCGUGACAUGGAGCGAUCUGCCCGCGGCGCAGAUGUUAGUACCUGCCAUGGAUAUUCUGGAUUACGUUUCGCCGCGAGAGUUGGAAGAGUGGGAAUUCAAGAAUACGGAAGAGCAGAUGGAGAAUGAAGCUAUACAAAAACAGCAGGCCCAGGCUGGCGAAGCGCCUAAGAAGAGACGUGGACGACCGCCCAAGCACAGCAAGAUAGAAACUGCUGUUGUGGCGCCGGACGAAGAAGAGACCAUGGUGCGCGGUGCAAUGACGAUACAAACGCCGGCGAAAGACAGGUUACAGGACUUUGAAGGGUUGUCGGAUGAAGAUUCGACACCGGUGGGAACGUUGCAAUGGGAAACGACUGGAGAGUCUGCAACUGGUGAGUCAGUUGGGACGCAAGAGCAAGGAUUUGAUGAUGGAAGCGAGAAUUUUGACAAUACACCCGUUGCGCAAAGCAUGCUACAUCCUGUGAGCAAGAACCUUUUCAAUGGCCUACCCAGUCUACGACCUACACUCGAAAACAAGUCGAGUUCACAGCCCAGUAUCUCGCAAACACCAGUACCUCUGCCACCGCAGGCCUUCAUGACAAACUCGGGAAAACAGAAGUCCGUUGCGGCUGGAGAGGAGCCCGAGGCGGAACUUGAUGCCGAGCCUGAGGUCGAGCAGGCCGACUGGGAAGUCAAGCGCAUCGAAGACAUGGAGAUCUACGAUGUCGAGGGUGGCCAAGUACGCUAUUUCAAGGUCCGUUGGGAGGGAGACUGGCCACCAAACCAGAAUCCCACAUGGGAGCCUGAAGACAAUCUCCCUGCCCAACUCAUUCGCAAUUAUCUCAAGAGGGGAAAGAGAAAACGUACUGAAAGCAAGACGCCGAAAAGGCCAGCUGCUGCACAACCGGCUGUAGCACCUUCAUAUCCUAAGAAAAAGUCCAUGAAGCAAACGACACUAUCUUGGGGUGUCCCUGCGAAGCAAUACAAGAGCGUUUCCGAAGCCUUUGAAGGGUUUGAAGAGGAUGAGCUUGGUCUACCACCACCAAGGGAGACACCAGUUGAAGAAGAGCAAGACGACGAAUUAUUUAUCGUAGAAGAACCGCCGGUAAAGAAAAGCCGCAUGAAGACAUGGAUUGGCAACAGUCUAGAUCUCACUUGA